Emys orbicularis (European pond turtle) is the source of this 7257-nucleotide messenger RNA. RefSeq names its product interferon-induced very large GTPase 1-like. The record is from RefSeq and is a predicted model, not a curated record. The transcript has a single exon. Bases 1 to 7257 code for a protein of 2418 amino acids. Gene Ontology annotation, molecular function: GTP binding. Lineage: Eukaryota; Metazoa; Chordata; Testudines; Emydidae.
AUGGAAGAACUGGGGCAGAGACUCGAUGGAGUGGGACUGAGUACACAGCACUGGCUGCCCAAACUACGAGACAAAUUGGGGAUUACCUCUGCGCAGGCUUUGAAACACCUAAGCUAUGAAGACUAUUUAAAGCUGGAGUGCGAAGUAGAGCACGCAUGGGAAAAGCAGGCUCUCCGAACCCUACUUAACAUAACAGAGAGCAAGACAACAAUGAAACAGCUGCAGGAGCAGCGCUUGGAGAUGCUAAAGAAGAGGCAGGAGCAGGCUAAAUUGGCACUUGAGGGAUUAAAGGAAAUGCAGGAGAAAGGCAGGAGCCGCCAUGAGGAAGCUGUAAAACAGAAAGAGGAGGAGCUGCGGAUAGCUAUGGACAUAGCCCCAGAGUAUUGGGCACCGUCUGAGAAGCCAUUGAUGGAGGUGAUGGAGAAUGUGCACAAGCAAUUAAGCUUCCUGGAGAAGUCGGUGUCCCAGAGUGAGAAUCUCCCUGACAAGGAAGUUUUGAGACGGGCGUCGGGAGGGCUGGCCCUGCAGGGCAUUUACCAGACCAAGAAGCUUGCAGAGAUGGUGGAGAAGCGAGAGCAGCUCAUAGACAUCCCAGAAGGGUUCGAGCUCUUUGGUCCACAGCAAGGGCCACUGUUUGAGAAGAAAGAGUUUGCAUCGGCCGAAGCAGAAUCCACAUUCACAAGGACCAUGGAAAAGCUGGGCUUCAGCAUUAGUGUUGCAGUCAAAGGUGGAUUUGGGGGGUUUAGUGCUGAAACCAGCUCAGAUUACAGCAGCUCUUCAGAAUCUGAAGAAACCCACAAAUCCCGCUCUGAGCACACUUACAUUUGCACCACCAAGUACAACUACAUCCCACUGGCCUCAUGCUACUUCCCCAAGGAUCAGCUUCGACUUUCCAGUGCAGCGCUGCAAGAGUUAAAAGAGAUCGAGCUGCUUUUGAGUCACACCCCAGAGCCGGACAAGCUCAACAUGCUGAAGAGCAGGGGCGGGCGAUUCUUCAAGAGAUUCGGGUCUCAUGUAAACCAGGGCCCCCUUCACUUGGGUGGGAUAUUCUGGUGGAAAGCGUCUUCUGAGGGAUUCCGGGCAGAGCAGCUGGACGAGGUGAAGAAACAAACAUCUGAUGCACUCAGCUCCUAUGUUGGGGGCAGCUAUAGUGGCUUUGGUUGGAGUAUUGCAGCUGGUGUUACUGCAUCAAACUCAGGUUCUGAAGCCUCAUUUCAGGGCACAGAUCGAAAACGCAUGCACACAGAGAUUCAGCUGUUUGUGACCAAGACAGGAGGCCCACCAGAGACACAUUCUCUCACCCAAUGGCAAUCUGGGCUCGUGACCAGUAACAAAACCUGGAGUGUCAUUGACCGAGGAUUUCAGCUAAUUCCUGUGUGGGAGAUCAUCCUGUCCAAUCACAGAGAAGAUUUUAGAGAUGUUCAUCAAAUCAGCAGCAGUCUCAGAAAUGCCUACGAAGUCCUAACUAACCAAACUAUUGGUACAUUGUUUGGUGAGGGAUUAGCCAGUGCAGUGGAUGAGGCCAGAUUUUUCUUAGAGGAAAUGAAGUCCUGGGAAGUCACUGGGGUUGAAGAACAGCUGGUGACUCUGCUCAAUUUCAAACAGAAGCUGACUGAAAAAACAAAGAACUACAGUGUAUGGAUUAACGUUUGCCUGUCGGAUAAAGUGCUUCAAGACUUCCUGGAAAAUACAGUUUCACUGUGCGAAGAUUUGCUGGCACAAAAUACUGUGUACAUGAAAUCUGUGCUGCACUGCCUUCUGGAUCCUCAUGUCUAUUCAGUUAAGAAUUUCCCCAAAUCUUCCUCUAUUGUGCAGUGGAUCUUUCAUGAAGAAAAAAAGCAGCAAAAAAAUAUGUCUGUCUCUGAAUUUGCUGAUUUUAUUCAAGUCCUACAGGAAAUGAAGAAUUACAUACAGGAAGUUACUUAUGACCCUAUGUCUUCUGCAGCAGCAGUGCAAAAAGCAAAGGAAAAGGCCACCUUAAAUGUGAGCUUAGCUUUGACUUCCUUUCUGCAGGCUCUACGGGAGAAAGAGCAGAGAGACAUCGAGCUGUUGUUACUCUCAGUUGCAGCCAGCACAGGAUACCGUGUGGAAAGUCACACUUUUCAGUAUCUCCUCGGGUGCCCAGAAAUUAACUUCAUGUUAAAGGAAAUGCAAACAGCACACAAGGAAUAUUUGAGUCACAGGGAUCAAAAUGUUGCCAGAGCUCAGGCUUCCCUGCUGUUGACCGGUCUGACAGUGACAGCUGAAUUCAAAGAUGUAACUCCGGAGGAGAAGAAUAAACGUUUGACUUUUAUGAAACAUCACAUGGGAAAAUUACUCUCUGCAGAAAUAGCAAAUGUUCUUAGAAAGCACAGUGAACGGAAUGAUUGGGACAUACUGGAAGAAGACUUAAAUUGCUUUUUAAAUGGGGAUUUUGAAGCCGCAAAUGAUAAUUUGCAGAAACGGGAUAUAAUAAAAGAACUAGAAGACAUCUGUCAAAGAGCAAAACCAUCAAAAUUAGAACCAAAAGUGCAAUCUACUGAUGUUGAAAUAUAUGAACCUAUUGAAAACCAAGAGUUCCUUAAUUUAAUGAAGCGACUUGGACUUGAAAAGUACUAUCCAAGGAAAAUGGGGACAGACAGUUUCCAUAUAAUUUACAAGACCUCUUUACAUGACAGUGAGCCCAGCACAGAAGAUAAGCUGCCAUUUUAUUUUUUGCAAAAGCUGUUAAUGGUGGACUAUCGGGUCAGGUAUUUGGUUUGUAAGGAUGAUGGUAAAGCAAAACAAGAUAUAACCAGGGCAUUGAACACCACAGACAAAAAGAGUGAAUCCUCAGAUACAUUUGAUGACAUUUUUGAUUAUUUUAGUGAGGGAGCCAAUGAAUCUGCUACAAAUCAGGGACACGUGCACCCAAUGGACAUCCAGAUGGCAAUUUUUCAUUGUGCAGAUGAUUUCAUGAGACAAUAUGUUGCAACAAAGCUCGCUUUCUGCCAGUUUGCACUCCCACUUCUGGUGCCAAAUCCUUCUACUUCACAAAUAGAAUUCCCUCUUUGGACCCUUAGCCAAGUAAAAAAGAGCUGGAAAAGUGCUGAAAAAUCAGGACUUGAGAGUACCAUUCAAAAUUAUAAAAACAAACUGAUUUAUCAAGCAGAUACACCUGUGGUGUCCUUCACACGGAUUGGCAAUUCGCCUCAUUCUUCUAAGUCUCAGAUCCUGAAUGCUCUGCUGGGUAAGCACAAACAUGACAUUUUUUUCCACCGUCACUGUAGAGGCAGCAGCAAAGAUUGUGUCCUGAUGAACGGGGUUGUGGAAAUCUCCUGGUACUGUCCAGGUGGAAAGGAUGAUGACAGAUUUGACAAUUGCAUCGCCUUCACUAAUCUUCAUGGGGAUGCAAGAGAGCAUGAGCAACAAGUCACAUUUUUACAGGAGAUUGCUUCUAUAAAUGUGGUUCUCUUAUCAGAUACAGAUCAGAAUGACAAAAGGGGCAAGCAAAUUAUCCGUGAUCUUUGGCAAUCUCAAAAGCCUUUGAUCUGCCUUUUUGCUGAAAAAGAGAACAUUGUGGCUGGUAAAUUGAGUCAGAAUGUAGGAAUAGGCAUCAAGAACAGAAACGAGGCAGAAUUAAUAGAUGAAAUAACAGCAACAAUCAGAGACUUUCUGGCAGGCUCAAUUGCCACUUGUAGUCUUGAUGCUUGUGUAAAAAGUGCUCGUGAGCAUGGCUUCCUCAUUGAUGAAGACAAGGAAGAGUGCAAGGAAGCCAAGUCAAAGGCACAGGAAUUGAUGUUCCUCUUGAGAAAGCAUAGCUUAGCAAGCAUGAAGGAAGAGCUAUUGCCUCUUCAAGGAGAAUUAUGGCACAGGUGGUGUAAGAAAGAUAAGGAACUUACUCGCUUGCAUGAUAAAAAGAACAGAAGCAUUGAACAGCACCGCAGCCAAAUUGAAUCAGAUAAAUAUGCAAUACGACGUGAUCAAUUAAGUAAGGCAUUCCCCCUCAAUAACCUAAUGAAGUCAGUGCUUGAAUUUCUCCAGUCACAUCCAGAGGCCACUAAAAAGUACUUCCUGCAAUGGAUGAAAGUAUUUAUGGAUGAAUUGUCCUCUGACCGCCUUGUAGAUCUUCACCAGAAAUACCACAAAUUAUGGUCUGAAAUAUUGAUAAAGAAAAAAGAAGAAAAUAAUUUGAAAACUAGAUUGCAAAAUGAUUUAGAAAAACUCUCAGCUGAGAUAAAUGAUUCUACAAUUGGCCUUGAACACAUUUUGAGAGAGGUAGGUCAGAUUUAUGAAGCUCUGGAUGCAAUGAUCCAAAAAGAUAAAUGUUUUCUUGAAUUACCUCAAAUUGCAGCUGACCUGAUGAUUUCAGGUUAUCCCAUUGAGCUGAUGGACGGCGAUGCUUCAUACGUGCCAUUAAAAUGGGUCGGAGCAGUUUUUGACUCAUUAAUUGAGAAGCUAGGAGACAGAAAGGUGUUUGUUCUUUCUGUUCUUGGCAUUCAGAGCACUGGAAAAUCAACACUACUGAAUGCCAUGUUUGGUCUUCAGUUUAGUGUCAGUGCAGGGAGAUGCACCAGGGGAGCAUUUAUGCAGCUGAUUAAGGUGGAUGAGAACCUCCAAAAGGAUCUGAACUUUGAUUACAUACUAGUUAUUGAUACGGAAGGGCUCCGGGCCAUAGAGAGAGCCAAUAAGUUGUCCCUUAAUCAUGAUAAUGAGCUAGCCACCUUCGUCAUUGGUAUUGGCAACAUGACUGUGAUCAAUAUCUUUGGUGAGAAUCCUUCUGAAAUGCAAGAUAUCCUGCAGAUCGCUGUCCAGGCAUUUCUGAGGAUGAAGAAAGUAAAUCUCUCCCCAAGCUGUUUGUUUGUGCACCAAAAUGUUGGAGACAUAAGUGCAAAAGGAAAAAAUAUGGAAGGACAAAGACGCCUCCAGCAAAAGUUAGAUGAAAUGACAGUUACUGCCGCCCAGCAAGAGUUCUGUGAUGUAACCUGCUUCAGUGACGUUAUCCGAUUUGACGUGAACACCCACAUUCAUUACUUUGCUCACCUCUGGGAAGGUGACCCACCAAUGGCACCUCCGAACCCCAGCUACAGCCAAAAUGUGCAGGAACUGAAGAGCAAGAUUCUCAUGGCUGCCAAAAAGGAAUCCAAGGGCAGUGUUUUAAAGCUGUCGGGAUUAAAAAUUCGAAUCGGUGAUUUGUGGAAGGCUUUGUUAAAUGAGAAUUUUAUUUUUAGCUUUAAGAACUCGCUGGAGAUUGCGGCCUACAACAGGUUAGAAACAAUGUUUAGCCAAUGGACCUGGGAUCUGAGAAGCCACAUGCUAGAGCUGCAGACAAAACUAAACAAUCAAAUCAGGAACAGAGAAAUGCUCCAGAUCACCAGAGAAAGCCUUGAAGGAGAAGUUAAAGAAAAAUAUGGUGCCAUCAUGGAUCAACUCGAAAAGUAUUUCAUUGAAGACCCAGAUGCUGAAAUAUUGAUUCAAUGGAAAGCAAGCACAGAAAUUAAAUUGAAAGAUCUUAAAAUGUCACUUAUUGAUGAAACUAAGAGGAAAUCUGAAGACCUUAUCAGACUAAGGAAGAACCGAAGCAAACUGGAUGAAAGGAAGUCAGAAUAUGAAAAGGAGCUAUUCAAAAAGAGUCAAGAGUUGGCUCUGUCAUUAAAAGGCAAGGAAUUGAGUGAAAAUGAACUGAGAGAGAACUUCAACCUCCUGUGGGGAAAAUGGGUCUAUGAAGUGUCCUCUGAUGCCCCUCCUGCUACAGAGCCUAACAUCAGGGUUGAUAUAGAAAACAUCCUGCUCGAGCGUUUUGAACGGAAGUCUGUCAUAGCAGAAAAAAUUAAGGCCUGUUCUAGCAAGAAUAUGUUUUCCACUGAUUUUUCGAAGCAUAUCACCAUAAAGAAAACAUGGUUUGUAUUCAAGAAGACUUUAGAGAAGUUUGAUAGAGACAGCAUAGGGCAGGUUACAGACUGCAUCACGCAGGGGGUCAGAGCAAUGAUCGAUAGUAAAGAGCAGCAGAGACUGGAUUACAGUGCAAGUUACAUUCACGAAAUACUGAAUAAAAUAAGACAAGAGGUGGACUCUGCAUCUAAUAACCCAAAGUACACAUUUAAUAAUGAUUACAUAAUAGAUUUAUCAGUAUUUUUAUGCAAAAUGGCAAGAGAAAGGUUUGAAGACAUGCACACAGCAUUUAAAAAAGCAAAUGAUCCAACUGUCUACCUGGAGAGUAAAAGAGAAGAUUUCUUCAAGUGUUUUCAGAUUUCCUGCCAAGGAGCAGCCUCCAUCACAGCAUUUGCUGAUUUCUUAUGCACCAAGCUUGCUGCAGCUCUCCGCCAGGCAGUCUAUGACAAGACUGCCAUUGACAUAGCCAGUGAGAUGAAGUCUACACUUCCAGCUUUCAAUGGGAACAGAGCCAAACUAGAAAACUAUAUUCUUGUGUAUCUGGCAGAGAAGGAAGACUUUGAGGAGUACAAGCGAUACAUUCAAUCCCCAAAAUACUUUUUUGAGGAUUUUAUCAAGCAGCGUGUUGAUGAUUAUUGCUUAGACAAGAACAAUCCAAAACUGAAGAGUUUCCUAAACAAUUCCCUUGAUUCUUUCCAUACUAUUGUCCUUUCAGCUAUUCACGACUCAACUGAAGUUACUAAAGACAGAAGUGGCAAUGUAUCCUUAUGGCUGGAUGAAUUUUGCAAGAGACUUCUACAGCAUUUAACCCUUCCAAGAUGUGAUCUAAAAGGCAUUGAACAUCAGGAGGUAACCGACAUAGAGUUUCUUAAGGAAGCAAUGAGUAAAGCAUUGGCUCCUGUGGUAGAAAAUCUGAAAAAAGACUUUGCUGUCAUUGGUAUGGAGCCAUUUUCAAGAAAACCACAUGAAAUUCUAGCUGAACAGCUUGGUGGGUGCUGGGAGAAGUGCCCCUUUUGCACAGCUCCUUGCACAAACACCAUAGCUAGUCAUGAUGGAAAACACAGUGUUCCUUUCCAUCGGCCUCAAGCUGUGGGUGGUGGGUGCUGGCAUAAAACAGACAAUCUAGUUAUUGAUAUUUGUUCCAGUCUUGUAGCAAGUGAUUGCCUAUACAAACUUAGUGAAGACCAACAAAUUCCAUACAAGAAGUAUUGGGAAGGAGGACCGCCUUAUUGCAACUGGAGCAUCACAUCAGACACGUCAGAGCAGUCUUACUGGAAAUGGUUUGUGUGUCAUUUCAAGGCAGAGAUAGAAAAACUCCAUGGUAGAAAGUUUGAAGGCAAAGGAAAAAUCCCUCCUCAAUGGAAAUAUGUUACAAAGGACACUGUACUCUCUGAGCUGAAAAAUUGA